AUGAUGGGAUUUGUCGAAAACGUGGACCAGACUAGCCCGACAUACUACAACGACUCCAGCGCGACAGGCUUUGUGAACCAAAUAAAGCGGUUGAUUGGCGGAGAGUCGCCCAACUUCCAGGCCUCCCGAGCGUUCUCAGCAGACUCGCCCCGGAAGCGGAUCCCACGCAAGCAUUGUCGCCAACAGCAGCUGGUUGAUUAUGUCCUGCCUUCCCGCCAACGAGCUGAUUACCUUCUCGCAGUGUACCGCCGGCUAGUGUCCACUCUCUACCCUUUCCUAGACUUCGACGAGAUCGAAACCCUAUACCAGCGGCUGUGGACAGGCGAAGAUUUAGGCCCGGACAGUGUCACGUUUAUUUGCCUCAUUAAUGUGGUGUUUAGUUUGGCCAGCAACCUAGACACCUCUGUCGCGCCCCAAGACCGAAUUGUCAAUGCUGAGGUAUUCUACGACCGUGUUCAGGAGGUGCUCCCGUCGAAUCUUGUCCACGAACCCUCAAUGCUUCAGGUUCAAUGCUUCUUACUGUUAGGACUAUACCUCCAGAGCAGUAGCAAUCCGGAACAGUGCUGGAUAUUUGUGGGGUAUGCGAUUCGUAUUGCACAGAGCCUCAAAUUGGAUAUACCCUCAACGAGCGCCAAUGAGCCUUUAUGUCGGCGGGAGGCUAUGCGGCGGGUUUGGCAUUGCUGCGUCCUCAUGGAUGAAACACUGUCCAUGACUUUUGGCAGGCCGCCCAUGAUACCAUCUCGGGCCACAAGGUCGGUUCCACUACCUCUGCCGCACUCAGACGCGACGUCUUGUCUGUGCGCAACUCAAGCCCUGUCUCGAACAGAUGCCACGGAUUAUCACUUCUUUAUCGAAACAUUGAAAUUAUACAGCCUUAUGAAUCAGACACUGCAAAUACUAUAUGAUUCAGAUACUGACGAGGACCUGAGCAACGACCCAACCUUUGCAUAUUUUGGAAUCUCAGGAGCGAAUGCGGUGGGUAAUCUACUUGAGAUGGACCACAAGCUCUCCACCUGGUAUCAAAAUUUACCCCCUCACCUCCGCCAUGAUGAAAUGGCUGGCAAACAUCCGAUACAUCAUCGUCAGGCCAACAUUGUCGCAAUCAGGUACAGCCAUGUACGGAUCCUGCUCUUCCGACCCAUUUUGGCCAGGUAUUGCUCCAAAGACUUAAUCAUCAGCACUAACUCGGCUUCGACGGAAGACCACUUACCUGGAAAGAUCGCUCUCCAAUUCUCAGUGGCAUGUGUCAAUGCAGCUCUUAGAACAAUUGGGCAUUUCGACAUGCUAAUGGCUGGACAAAAGGUGGAGGAACUCGAUGACCAGCUGCCAGCUUGGUGGUAUACCAUCUUCUAUGUUUACACAGCUGCAACAGUUCUAGUUGCUGCUCGAUUAAACCACUCACUCCUUGCAGAGGUGACAGAACAGGCGGUUCAUCAAUCGUUGACAAAGGCCAUGAAUAUCCUUAGUCGACUCGAUGUCUUCAGCCCGCACGCGAGACGAUGCUCAGCCGCGAUAGCCUUGCUUCUGGAUCAGGUGAUGCACCAAUCCAACCACCAGGAGACGGCACACGGCAACCAGAGAGCGGAAAGGAUAUCGAGCCCGUCAGCGGCAUCGUGGGCCCAUGAGGCUCAAUCGUCCUUUGAGAGCCCUUCGGCCUUCGUUGCCAUGGGAGUACACACCAACGACUGGGCGCCAAGUGGUCGAGAGCCGGAACUCUCGCGCAGAGCACCGCCUACGGUAGAGAAUAUCGUCCGCCAUUUCAAUACGUCAGGCAUUCAUGUCAACGACUUCUGGGACAUGUCGUGGCUGAAAGUUACCAGCAUGCCAUCUCAGCUGUACUAA
This is a messenger RNA of Cladophialophora immunda, 1842 nucleotides long. RefSeq lists its product as uncharacterized. The transcript has a single exon. Gene Ontology annotation, biological process: positive regulation of transcription from RNA polymerase II promoter by galactose; DNA-templated transcription. Gene Ontology annotation, cellular component: nucleus. Gene Ontology annotation, molecular function: RNA polymerase II cis-regulatory region sequence-specific DNA binding; zinc ion binding; DNA-binding transcription factor activity, RNA polymerase II-specific. Lineage: Eukaryota; Fungi; Ascomycota; Eurotiomycetes; Chaetothyriales; Herpotrichiellaceae. The record is from RefSeq and is a predicted model, not a curated record. Bases 1 to 1842 code for a protein of 613 amino acids.